AUGCUUUGCGCGCGCUCAACACCAGGCCCACGCAUUCGAACCGCGUACCUCGGCUGUUCUCGUUCUUUCCGGCCAUGUAGCCCCGCCACCGUCGGGCGCCUUGGUCGACGGAAUGUAACCACGGCCUUGGUUCAUCGUGGGCCUGGAUCUGGACCCCUUCAAGACCAGCGAAAAAUUCCGCAUCUCCAGGUCCGCGGCAAGAAAACUCGGACGGUCGUCAAGCUCGACGAUUUACCCCAGGGAUUUGUCGCACCAGCAGAGCCGCUCCCACCCGAAGAAGAUGAACCGGCAUACCCAACCGUGGUGCUACAGGCGCGCCGCCAUAUGCAAAAGUUUGGCAAUUGUGUGCUGCUCACACGUGUCGGUGGCUUCUACGAGUUGUACUUUGACCAGGCCGACGAGUACGGUCCGCUCCUCAACAUUAAAGUAGCGCAAAAGAAGACAAGUGUCGGCCCAGUUUCAAUGGCCGGCUUCCCAUUCUUCCAGUUGGAACGCUUCCUUAAGAUUCUCGUCCAGGACUUCAACCGCUAUGUAGCCGUUGCUGAAGAGUUCCCAAACGACCCCUCGGAGAAGGUCAAGUCGGGAGGUCUGAUGCACACUCGCAGGGUGACCCGUAUCAUCACGCCAGGCACCCUCAUCGACGAGAACUUUAUGGACCCGUAUGCAAACAACUAUGUCAUGGCCAUUCACCUGCCCGAGCCGGCGGUAUCGGAUGAUGUGAGCUGCCAAGAGGACCAACAUGCCACCGAGACGUCAGAUUCCGCAAAUGAUGCCCCCACUGGGCUAGGUCUGGCAUGGCUGGAUCUGUCGACGGGCUCUUUUUUUACCCAGCCGACAACAUUGGCUGAGCUUGGCUCCGUCCUUUCCCGAAUCUCUCCUCGGGAGGUAGUCCUUGACCAAGCACUUGAAGUCGACCAGAGCCACGCUCUUCUGUCUGUUCUCCAAGAGGAAAGAUACCUCGUAACCUAUUCGCCCCAUGGGGCGCUGCGACAGCUGUCCGACUGGGAGCCCAUGCUAGAGUCAGAGAUACCAGCCCAGACAGUCGACAAGUUCACGGAUAGUGAGGUACAAGCGGGGAGUAUUCUGCUUCAGUACGUCAAGGGCCGGUUGCAAGGGCUGAGCAUGAAGCUUCAGCCGCCGCUCCGUCACGAGAGCGCGCAUCUCAUGAAUAUCGACAAGAAUAGCAUGCGCUCCCUAGAGAUUAAACAGACGCUUAGGGAUGGCGCCUUCAGGGGAAGCUUGCUGCAUGCUAUCAGACGAACUGUGACCAAGAGCGGCGCGCCUUCAACGUCGCUUGAAGUCAUCAAUUUCCGACAGAACCUAGUCUCGCGGUUCAUCCAGGACGAGGACCUCCGAGACGCCGUAAUCGUCCUCCUCCGCAGGAGCCAUGACUCGCAACGUCUCGUCCAAAAGUUCGCGCUCAACCGCGGAGACCCAGACGACCUACUCCGGCUCGCCAACACUAUCAAGGCGACAGACGACAUCGUCAACCUCCUCAAAUCAUCCGUUCCACCCCAGCCAGACAACGGCCCGGAGGCGAAAUGCCUCUCUACGAUGGUAGACCGCAUCAGCCUCGACCAGCCUCUAAAACUCGCCCAGCGCAUCCGCGACGCCAUCGACGAGGACGGCCUCGUGCACCAGCACCAGAUCGCAGACAGCGAAGCGGACGAGAUGAUAGCCCUCGCCCAAGAGAUCGUCAAGACGGAAGGCACCGACGAAGACGGCACACUGCUCCCCAAGGGCGCGACGGCCAAGAUGACGACGACGACGACGACGACGACGGCCAAGAAAAGAUCUUCGGCCUCCAUCCGCGACCACUACGGCGAGGACAGCGAGGUGUGGACUAUGAAGCCGGGAGCCUCGGCGCUGCUCACGCGCCUGCACAGCCAGCUGGCGGCGCUGCGCCAGGAGAAGGAGGCCCUCACCGAGACCCUCCGCGCCCGCCUCGGCGCGGGCUCCCUCACGCUGCGCUGGACGCCCAUGCUCGGCCACAUCUGCCACGUAAAGGGCAAGGACGCGCGGAGCCCACCCUCCGCCGCCGACGACGCAGGCGGCGGCCUGGCACCCCCGAUCCGCACGCUCUCGUCGAGCCGCACGACACGGUCGUUCCACCAGCCGGAAUGGACAUCGCUCGGCGAGGCGCUGGACCGGCUGCGGCACCAGAUCCGUGGGGAGGAGGGGCGGGUGUUCGGGGCGCUGCGGGCGCGGGUGGUGACCAACCUGGUCAAGCUGCGGCGCAACGCGCUGGUGCUGGACGAGCUGGACAUCGCGACGUCGUUCGCGCGGCUGGCGACGGAGCAGGGGCUCACGCGGCCGGCGCUCAGCAACACGCAGCAGACCGUCAUCGUGGGCGGGCGCCACCCGACCGUGGAGGGCGGGCUGGCCGAGCAGGGGCGCACGUUCCAGAGGAAUGACCUCUUCUUGGGGUCCGCGCCGGGGACGAGGACGGCGGCGGCAGCAGCACAGGGCCACGGCAGGAUCUGGCUGAUCACGGGCCCCAACAUGGCCGGCAAAUCGACCUUCCUCCGCCAAAACGCGCUGAUCACCAUCCUGGCGCAGAUAGGGUGCUACGUGCCCGCAGACUACGCCUCGUUAGGCAUCGUCGACGCCAUCUUCAGCCGGGUGGGGUCGGCCGACAACCUGUUCCAGGACCAGAGCACUUUCAUGGUGGAGAUGCUCGAGACGGCGGCCAUCCUACGGCAGGCGACGCCGCGGUCUUUCGUCAUCAUGGACGAAGUGGGCCGGGGCACGACGCCUGAGGAUGGCACGGCCGUGGCGUUCGCAGCGCUGCACCAUUUGGUGACCGUCAACAAGUGCCGGGCGUUGUUCGCGACGCACUUCCACGGCAUCGCGGAUUUGGUGGCGAAGGAGGGAUUAAGAGUGGAGGAUGGAGGCCCCAGCGGGACCAUCGACACGUACUGUACAGACGUGGAGGAGGACGAGCAAGGCGGGUUUGUCUACGUUCACAAGCUACGCAAGGGGGUCAACAGACAGAGCCACGCGCUCAAGGUGGCGCGCUUGGCUGGGCUGCCAGAACAGGCGAUACAGGUCGCCCAGCAGGUACUGCGGGAUUCUGGGGUUGAAAUGUCACCAGGGAUGGUACAUUCUACCAAGAUACCGUCGCCGGCGGCAGUUGGAGGAUAA
Molecule: messenger RNA, 3144 nt
Organism: Chaetomium fimeti
Lineage: Eukaryota; Fungi; Ascomycota; Sordariomycetes; Sordariales; Chaetomiaceae
Product: muts domain V-domain-containing protein
Exons: 4
Coding region: 1-3144 (1047 amino acids)
Biological process (GO): mismatch repair; mitochondrial DNA repair
Cellular component (GO): mitochondrion; nucleus
Molecular function (GO): mismatched DNA binding; ATP binding; ATP-dependent DNA damage sensor activity
Source: RefSeq, a predicted model, not a curated record